AUGUCUACAGCUACAUUUGGAAUCUGGGACUACCUGGUGUUUGGACUGAUGAUGGCAGCCUCCAUUAGCAUCGGUAUCUACUAUGCCGUAUCAUCAGGCAAACGAACAACUAUAAGCGAAUAUUUCGUCGCUAGUAAAUCCUUGACUUUUCUCCCCGUGGCGUUGUCUCUGGUAGCGACGCUUGAGUCGUCGGUGAUGAUGUUAGGGACGCCCGCCGAGUCCUACGCUCAUGGCAUUCAGUGGAUGCUUGCUGAGCUGGCAAGCGGAACGGCCGUUUUCAUCGAUAUAUUCCUCGUCCUCGUAUUCGUUAGAAGAAUGGACCUCUCGUCACCAUUUGAGUAUUUAGAAAGACGCUUCCACUCCCGACCUCUGCGCCUCCUGGCGAAUCUACUGGCAUGCCUGUUUAAUGGAACUAUCGAUGCUGGAGGUGUGGCGAAGGUCUGGGGUCCAGCUUUGGAGUCUGGCAGACUAGACUUCAGUCUAGAUGCUGAUCCAACAGUACGGCACACAGUAUGGAACUUGUACUUUGGUCGGAUCCUAGGCAAUUUUGGCUUUCUGUUCAACCCUGCCGUGUUGCAAAGAAUUUCGUCGACGAAAUCUCUCAAAGAAUGCAGGCGAGCACUUUUUCUUACAAUUCCUGGGUUUAUGGUAAUGAUUGGUAUUGCCUUAGCUGAAGGAAUUGUUGCAUAUGGCUACUUCUACCAGAAGAGAUGCGAUCCCGUGGCAUCGAAACAAGUUGACAAUCCAAACCAGAUUAUCCCAUUCAUGAUGCUAGACCUGUUCUCCAGUAUGCCAGGAAUGGCAGGGUUGUUCCUGGCUGCCCUGUCUAGUGCGUCGCUUAGCACCAUCUCCUCCUGUCUGUCAGCCACGGCCAGUAUUGUUUGGUAUGACCUUAUCAAGCCGUGCAGACCCAACAUGUCAGAGGGCAAAAGUGUCAUCUUCGCGAAGGCAACAGUGGUGUUUAUGGGUGCACUUGGCUGUCUUCUGGCGGUCAUUGUGUCCUUCUUUGCAUCCAGAACACUGACCCAGAUUAUUUAUACUGUUACUAGCGCGACCAAGACCCCACUGACUGCCCUGUUCUACUUAGGAUCACUGUUUCUCUUUGUCAAUACAAAGGGAGCCACCAUCGGACUUGUAUCUGGCGUCAUCUUUAUGUCAUGGCUUACGAUCGGAUCCAUGUCUUUGCCGAGCGGGAUGUCGUCCUCCUACCUCCCUCCAGGCCCAACUGACCACUGUCCGGGCUAUAACAUGACAACAAUGUCCGUCAACACCACCGACAGCCUGGUUACAACCACCCGUUUAUAUCCGCAAUGUGCCGACACAGAGACUAGAAGCAGGUCCGCCCUGGAGACGAUGUACAGCCUCUCCUACACACUGUUCAGUACUCUGGGUAUGGCGAUCGUCAUUGUGGUUGGAAUUGUUGCGAGCUGGAUAACAGGUGGAAACAAGACUCCUGUUGAUCCUGCGUGUGUGAUUCACCUGCAAGAUAUCCAGUUGCCAUGUAUCCCUGUAAGAGUGAAACGGUAUUUUUCCAAGUCCAACAAAGAGAAUGAAAGCUAUUCCCUGGCACUAGCAGAGGAAAGUCCAGGGAGGCACGUGAUACACCUGGAUGACCACAAUGUUGAUGCGGAUGCUAAUCCACUGAAUAGUCAAUAUGAAUAACCAUAAUUAUUGUGAUUUGAGGCUGUUCAUGUCGAUUGUGAUAGUGAGCUAAAUCGCAUUAUGUUUAGGACAAUCGAGUUUUUAAAUUCAUUUUACCUGUUCUGUAGAAUUGUCAAAACUGUUGACCUUUCGU
Haliotis rufescens (red abalone) is the source of this 1795-nucleotide messenger RNA. Its product is annotated as sodium-coupled monocarboxylate transporter 2-like. Gene Ontology annotation, molecular function: symporter activity. The record is from RefSeq and is a predicted model, not a curated record. The coding region runs from base 1 to 1662 and encodes 553 amino acids. Gene Ontology annotation, biological process: sodium ion transport; transmembrane transport. NCBI's taxonomy places the organism in Eukaryota, Metazoa, Mollusca, Gastropoda, Lepetellida, Haliotidae. The transcript is spliced from 13 exons. Gene Ontology annotation, cellular component: membrane.